AUGCACCAUCCUCUUGGACAUACCCCAACGGCAUUUGAUGAUGAUUCGGACAUUUCCUGGGAGCUGCUACUUUUGCUGAUGUGCUCCGCGAGCUCUACUAUCAAAAUUUUAGAGGGGACAUUUGAGAAUUGGGUUGUUAAAUGGAACGGAUCGCCAGAUCAGCCAGGAGACGACGGAGCUCCAGGAAAGGCCGGAGACAACAGUCACGACGGAAUCCCAUCCCCAAUUGACGCCUAUGCCCAACACGACUGCAUCAAGUGCCCAGCAGGAGCCCCAGGGCCAGCUGGACCAGACGGAGAGGCUGGAGCCCCAGGAGAAGACGGACCAGCUGGAAACGACGGUGCCGCAGGUGAAGCCGGAGCCCCGGGAUCCGAUGGAAAGAAUGGACAACGCGGACAGGGAGCUCCAGGACCACAGGGACCAGAAGGACCAGCCGGGGCUGCAGGACAAGACGGAGCACCAGGAAAAGACGGAGAGACCGGACCAGAUGGAGCCGCUGGAGAGGCCGGAGGUGAAGGAGCACCAGGACCAGACGCUGCUUACUGCCCAUGCCCACCAAGAACCGUCGGAUACGGAGAGGGUGACCAGCCACAGGCUGAGCAAUCCGGAUACAGAAGACGUGCUGCUAGACGGCUCUAG
Caenorhabditis elegans is the source of this 639-nucleotide messenger RNA. NCBI's taxonomy places the organism in Eukaryota, Metazoa, Nematoda, Chromadorea, Rhabditida, Rhabditidae. The record is from the annotation of a RefSeq genome assembly.